AUGACGCUCCUUCCCAAUGCUCAAGAUGACUGUUCUACUGCCAUCUUCGACUUACUAGCACAGUUCCUCGACCUGUGCCACUUCAACACAGCUGCCGCUGCGAUCAAGGCCCAAUGCCGAGAGAAGCCUCCAGCCUUCGACGCCCACUUGGUCAAGUCCUUCAAAGCUCACCUGGACAACUGCGCGCUCUUGCUGGCCGAUCUCGAGGCUUUUCAGCCGAAGCAGGUGGAUCCGCAGGAAGCUUCGGUGCAUGAGCUGCUGGACACGCUCCUUCGCAAGCUCAUGGCUACUGGGCAAUCACUAUCCGACGAGAAGCUCUUGACCUGCAUUGACGGGGCCUUGAAGAGCGAUGCCUUUCCCAAGUUCGCCUUGACGGAUGGUAGAGAGGGCAAAGAGGGCCACACGCUCGACGUCCUGAAUACCAGCGAUGUCGAUGCAUACCGGUUCUGGGAAAGCAUCUCAAAGGAGACGUCCAAGACGGAGGUCCCAGUAUUGCCCGAGGCCGCAGAGGCCCAGCCUGCUGUGGAGCCCACACCCGCUCCGACUCUGGCACAGCCUGAAUCGUCUGCGCACUAUCCGCCCAAGCGAAGGAACGCAACUCAGCAGGAGGUAUGGGACGUCAACGACGAGUAUCACGACGAUGAAGAUCCAGGUUAUCGAAUCCGAGAGAUCUACGAGGCAGAGCUGCUGGCCGAACUCUCUCAGAAGCUGGGUCCGGCGAAGUCGGAGACUCCGGCAGGGGAUGAGCUCAGCUCUGCUGCGGCGGAGCAAGGCGCUGGAGGAGACGUCUCGCAGGAGACGGCCGCCAAUCCUCAGUCCCCAGAGCCAGGACCGGACUCUCGCACGCGGGCUGCAGGGGAAGACGCGGUCAGUGAGGCCUUGGGUGCCACUCCACAAGGAGGCGGCGACAGGGAGCCGCGCUCGGCUUCACCAACAUUUGGUGGUGCGCCUGUUGAUGAGCCGGUGGAGGACUCUUUGUGA
This is a messenger RNA of Symbiodinium sp. CCMP2592, 981 nucleotides long. The record is from the annotation of a GenBank genome assembly. Lineage: Eukaryota; Dinophyceae; Suessiales; Symbiodiniaceae.